AUGGAAACUUUGCCCGCCUGUUUUUGGAGAGCGAGCAACGUUCGUGGCAGUGAUCUCGACUGGCUCUUGGCUUUGCCGCAUGACAAAUUCUGGUGUCAGGUGAUAUUUGACGAGACGCUCCAGAAAUGCUUGGAUUCGUACCUGCGCCAUGCACCGCGCAAGUUCGAUGUAGUGCUGGAUGCGGCUCCGGAGGUGAGCAACCUCCAGAAAAGGCUCCACCAGAACAUUUUCCUCACCUUCCUCCGAAUGUCGACCCACAAGGAGUCCAAGGACCAUUUCAUCACACCGAGCGUUUUUGGAGAAAUCCUUUACAAUAACUUCCUGUUUGACAUCCCCAAAAUUUUGGACCUCUGCGUCCUCUUUGGAAAAGGCAAUGGUGCUCUUCUCCGCAAGAUGAUUGAAAACAUCUUUACUCAGCAGCCAAGUUACUUCACCGAUUUGGAUGAAACUGUACCAACCAUCCUUCAGGUGUUUGGCAACAUCCUGCACACCUGCGGCUUGCAGAGUGAAGGGGCUUCAGCCACGCCGCAGAAGUUGGAGGAAAGGGUCCGGAUGACGCCUGGGGACAUGCCUCUCCAGGAAUUGGCAGAUAUCAUGUUGUACUUGUGUGAUACUACCACAACGCUGUGGGCUUUCCUUGAUGUCUUUCCCCCGGCUUGCCAGACUUUCCAAAAGCACGACUUCUGCUACAGACUGGCUGCGUUUUAUGAGUUGGUGAUACCUGAGCUGGAAUCUACGAUAAAGAAGAGAUACCAGGAGGAUUGCAGCUUGCUGUUGGAUUUGUGGCGGAGGCUGUCUCAUUCAAGGAAGAAAGCGGUGGAAGUUUUCCACAUUUUUGUGCACCAUUUGUGCCUUCAGCCCAUUUUGGAAAGCAGUUGUGAUAAUAUCCAACCUUUUAUUGAAGAGUUUCUCCAAAUCUUCACCUCUGUUCUUCAGGAGAGGCGAUUCAUCCGGGAUUACGAUGAGCUUUUUCCGGUAGCGGAUGACGUGAGUCUUCUCCAGCAAGCUUCCUCGAAUCUGGACGAGACCCGGACCUCUUACAUCCUGCAUGCCGUAGAGAGCGCUUGGGAUGGAGUACAGCGUAGGAGAAACCAGAACCCGGACCCGCCGCUGCCGGAACCUGCUCCUGCCGUGGCAGAGACCAGUGGCAUCAAACAGAUGGAUAGGAUUACAAAGCAAGAUCACACGGAGUGUGCCGGCGCAAUGGCGGUGAUUCCCAAAGUCUCCGGUGUGGAGCUGGAUUCUCUGACCUCGCAGGUGAAAGACCUUCUCCCUGACCUUGGGGAAGGCUUCAUUUUGGCUUGCCUGGAGGAAUACAACUACAAUGUCGAGCGGGUUAUCAACAACUUCCUGGAGGACAAUCUGGCACCAAACCUGGAGAGGCUGGACCGAAUGAUGCCCAGGCCAGGGAAACCAGACCCGACCCCUCUCCUCAGUUCCCGAUACAACGUUUUCCAGAAUGACGAGUUUGAUGUUUUCAGCAAGGACUCGGUGGAUCUCUCCCGGGUGCAGAAAGGCAAGAGGAAUGACCGAACCACAACCCAAAGCUUACUCAACGAUAAACGCCUUGUGACGGAGCAGAGGGAGCGAUACAGCCAGUACUCAGUGGUAGUAGAAGAAGUCCCGGAGUCGAGCGGGGCAGCUGGGGUCUACCAGGAGGAGUAUGAGGAUGAAUAUGAUGACACUUAUGAUGGCAACCAGGUGGGAGCGAAUGAUGCUGACUCGGAUGACGAGCUGAUCAGUCGGAGGCCGUUCACCAUCCCUCAGGUCUUGAGAUCUAAAGAGCAGGAAGAGGAGGAGGAAGAGGAGGAAGAAGAAGUAGUGGAGGAAAAGGAGGCUUCCAAGGACCACUUUGUGCAAGAUCCGGCCGUCCUGCGAGAGCGAGCCGAGGCCCGGAGGAUGACUUUCCUCGCGAGAAAAGGGUACAAGCCAGACAAUGCUGCGGCCGUUGCGGGGAGCGCCAAGGGCCAUGGCCAGAGCCGAGAAACCGUCCAAGAGCGCCGGAAGAAAGAAGCCAGCAAAGGGGCCCGGGCCAACCACAACCGGCGCACCAUGGCCAACCGGAAGCGGAAUAAAGGCAUGAUCCCCUCCUGAAGGAAUGGGACAAGAGGUGGAGAGGUCUGAGGCGUGACACCCCAAAAUCCAUAGAUGGCAAACACCAGGAUGGAUCUUGAUUGUGAAGAGAAUUUGCCCAAACUGUCUGCAUGUCACAACAGGAGGUUCAUUACAGAGAAUUGCAAGGGC
Molecule: messenger RNA, 2244 nt
Organism: Sceloporus undulatus (fence lizard)
Lineage: Eukaryota; Metazoa; Chordata; Lepidosauria; Squamata; Phrynosomatidae
Gene: ASCC2
Product: activating signal cointegrator 1 complex subunit 2
Exons: 18
Coding region: 1-2094 (697 amino acids)
Biological process (GO): regulation of DNA-templated transcription
Molecular function (GO): ubiquitin binding
Source: RefSeq, a predicted model, not a curated record